AUGGCAAAGGUUAUUCCAAGAGAACGUCUCAGCUUUGUGAAGCAACAUGGUCUAGGCUUAAGUCCUGCAUGCCUGGCUGCACUCAGUUCAGUAUCUAAUGCCCCCGCGGAGGAUACUAAACUCACAUUUACGGGCAUAGUCAGACUUAUUCCUGAUUUAUCAACCAGAUGCAAAAUCCUGUGGGAAAAACAACAGGAAAUGACUUUAGCUGACAUGUGUAUCGAACCUGGUAAACCAUGGGAAUACUGUCCAAGAGAAGUAUUUCGGAAAGUUGUUAAAAUUCUAAAAGAUGAAUUCGACUUGGUUGUGAAUGUAGGCUUUGAAAUUGAAUUUUACCUUUUGAAGAGUGUAAUAAGGUAUGUUAUUUUUAAGUUGCAGUUUCUAAUCUUUACAAAAUGUUGCACUAAAUUUGCAUCGUCUAUAUUUGAAGAUAUCAUCACUUAUCUCGAAACACUGAAUAUUACAGUUGAACAGGUACACGCGGAAACUGGGAAAGGUCAGUAUGAAGUUGUCCUGGGAUAUACAGAGGCUAGUACAGCGAUUAUCAGCUUAAUUUAUGCACGUGAAGUGAUCAAGUCAGUUGCAAGGCAACACGGAAUGAUGGCAACUUUUGUUCCAAAGUAUGCAGAAGAUGAAGAUGGCUCCGGAUCACAUGUCCACAUCAGUUUGUCUAGAAACGGAGAAAAUGUAUUUAUGGCAUCGGGCGAUUCAAAAUAUGGGAUGUCCAAGAUUGGGGAAUCAUUCAUGGCUGGGGUGUUUAAUCAUCUUCCUGCCAUAUUAGCUUUUACUGCAACACAUCCUCUUAGUUAUGAGCGUAUGCUACCUAAGACGCGAAAUGCAGCUUACGUUUGCUGGGGAAAAGAAAAUACAGAGGCACGAUUGAGAACUGCUAGCCCUCCUGGGAUAGCAGAUGGUCUUGUAAAUCAUUUUGAAAUCAAGGCAUUUGAUGCGUGCGCAAACCCAUACCUCAGUCUUGCUGCAAUAAUUCUUUCUGGUGUUGAUGGGCUGCGAAAAGAUUUAAGCCUUCCAAAACCAGUUGAAGGGGAUUCGGAUGUCGCUGGAGAGAAACCACGAAGUGUACCAGAUUCUAUUUCUCUUUAG
Molecule: messenger RNA, 1101 nt
Organism: Capsicum annuum
Lineage: Eukaryota; Viridiplantae; Streptophyta; Magnoliopsida; Solanales; Solanaceae
Product: type-1 glutamine synthetase 1-like
Molecular function (GO): glutamine synthetase activity
Source: RefSeq, a predicted model, not a curated record